CAUAAGCAGGCGUACUUUCAGAGUAGGCUACUGCACUGAAGAGCUGCGUUCAUUUGAGCCGCACUCGUUACCUUACAGCUUUCAACUGACUGUUUCAACCGUUUCAUCCCAACAUCAUUCCUUCUAAAACAGUGGCUAUAAGAGAGCCGGAUCUGAUGGACAAAGGACAAAUUUAAACACUUCGAUUGAAAAAAAUAUUACUUUGGAUACCAGGGAGCUAAGGACACCAUCAUUCCAGACUUAUACUUGUACAGUACUUGCCCCUCUACUGAGCCACUUGAGAUUCAAAACCCAUACAUCGGACAUCACAAAUAUGAAAAUAAAUACCAAAUAGGAGUACAUCACUAUACAGAAGAUCGUUACAGUGGAAUUAAACACCAUACUUUCACGGGAGGCUAUUGCUGUUGGAUCUGGGAGUUUACAGUCAUGUCUCCAUUCCUGAGGAUUGGUUUUUCGAGUUUUGAGAUGGACCCUGGGCUUGCCUACCAUGAAGAAGUACUCAAUCCAUACUGUGCGGUCUACAUGAAAGAGGCUGUGGAGACUGAAAAGGGUCAGAUGUACAAACAGAAGCGGCCCACCAUGUAUCCCCCCUGGAGCAGCACGUUUGACGCUCACGUCCACAGAGGACGAGUAAUGCAUGUGGUGGUCAAGGACAAGACGGCUGAGCUAAAGACGGAGGCUACUGUUCAACUCGACACCCUCGCUUCACGCUGUAAGAAAGAGAAUGGCAAACUGGAGAUCUGGGUGGAACUGAAGCCACAGGGUCGUUUACUGAUGGAAGCGCGGUAUUUUUUGGAGAGGAGUGACGCUGCCGGUCAUGGUGAAGGAAAUGGAGAAACCGAACGGGAAAAAGAAGGGGUGUUCGCACUGCAUCACAGACGAGGAGCCAUCAAACAGGCCAAAGUUCAUGUGGUCAAAUGUCACGAGUUUACCGCCACCUUUUUCCCUCAGCCGACUUUCUGUUCAGUCUGCAAGGAGUUUGUCUGGGGCCUGAAUAAACAAGGAUAUCAGUGUCGGCAAUGCAAUGCUGCCAUCCAUAAAAAGUGUAUCGACAAAGUCAUCGCCAAAUGCACAGGCUCAGCAGUAAACAGUAAAGAAACCAUGAUCCAUAAGGAACGUUUUAAGAUUGACAUGCCUCACAGGUUUAAAGUGUAUAACUACAUGAGCCCGACAUUCUGUGAGCACUGUGGAACCUUGUUGUGGGGUCUUGCUCGGCAGGGCCUUAAAUGUGAAGAGUGUGGCAUGAACGUUCACCAUAAAUGUCAGAGGAAAGUAGCAAACCUUUGUGGCGUCAACCAGAAGCUAAUGGCAGAGGCCCUGGCUAUGAUUGAGAGCACUCAACAGCAGGCUCGCAGCUCUCGGGAUAAUGAGAUUGCUGGUCGAGAGGGUCCAGUGGGCGUAAGUCAGGCAGGGGUCACUAGAGAGCCUUCAGGCCACUUACCAACAUCACCCCUCACGCCUGCACCACCUCUACCACGCAAAGAGCAUCAAGGUAUUUCAUGGGACACUCCGGCUGAGGGCCGCAGGCCAAGUCUUGAACAAUCUGAACCCCUGUACGCCACCCCACGCAAAGAGCACCACAAAUUCAACCUAGAUAAUUUUACUCUACAUAAGAUGCUGGGCAAGGGAAGCUUUGGAAAGGUAUUCCUGGCUGAGCUGAAAGGCGCAGGGCAGUUUUUUGCAGUAAAGGCCCUGAAGAAAGAUGUUGUUCUGAUGGAUGAUGAUGUUGAAUGCACUAUGGUGGAGAGGAGAGUGCUGUCUCUGGCCUGGGAACACCCCUUCCUCACACACCUCUACUGCACCUUCCAGACCAAGGAAAAUCUUUUCUUCGUGAUGGAGUACUUAAAUGGGGGCGACUUAAUGUUCCACAUCCAGGCCUGCCACAGAUUUGACCUCCCACGGUCCACGUUCUAUGCAGCUGAGAUCGUUUGUGGACUGCAGUUUCUACAUUCUAAAGGCAUUGUGUACAGAGAUCUUAAGCUGGAUAACAUUUUGCUAGACAUCGAUGGUCACAUCAAGAUCCACGAUUUUGGCAUGUGUAAAGAGAACAUUUUUGGAGAAGCUAGAACGUGCACCUUCUGUGGAACACCAGACUACAUCGCUCCUGAGAUUCUGCUUGGGCAGAAAUAUGGGACUUCUGUAGACUGGUGGUCAUUUGGUGUCCUUCUUUAUGAGAUGUUGAUUGGCCAGUCCCCAUUUCAUGGCCAUGACGAGGAAGAGCUGUUUCAGUCGAUUCGCACAGAUGACCCCUGCUACCCACGCUGGUUAACUAGAGACAAACGGGACAUUCUUAUAAAGCUAUUUGUCCGGGAACCAGAGCGAAGGCUGGGUGUGAAAGGAAAUAUACGACAGCAUGCGUUCUUCAGAGACACGGACUGGAACGCACUAGAGAAACGUCAGGUGGAGCCGCCCUUCAGGCCUACUGUGGUAAGUUCAUCACUGCCGUAAAAAAAAGACUGUUGUUCCGUUCCAAAACCUAAUG
Sinocyclocheilus rhinocerous is the source of this 2482-nucleotide messenger RNA. Its product is annotated as protein kinase C theta type. NCBI's taxonomy places the organism in Eukaryota, Metazoa, Chordata, Actinopteri, Cypriniformes, Cyprinidae. The transcript has 18 exons. Bases 427 to 2448 code for a protein of 673 amino acids. Gene Ontology annotation, molecular function: diacylglycerol-dependent serine/threonine kinase activity; ATP binding. Gene Ontology annotation, biological process: protein phosphorylation. The record is from RefSeq and is a predicted model, not a curated record.